Molecule: messenger RNA, 3014 nt
Organism: Metschnikowia bicuspidata var. bicuspidata NRRL YB-4993
Lineage: Eukaryota; Fungi; Ascomycota; Pichiomycetes; Serinales; Metschnikowiaceae
Exons: 1
Coding region: 396-2747 (783 amino acids)
Source: RefSeq, a predicted model, not a curated record
GCAACUCGUAUAUAUAUGAUUCAAGCGAUACAAUACUUUGUGUUAUUUUCUUCUUCUCGAUAGACAUUUCAAUAUGUCAUAAAGUGUAACCUACGAGAAUGAACAGUGAUUCAUCCAAAUUCUGCCUCGCGAUUAUUACGAGGCAUUUCUUUUCCUUCCAUGUAAAUAGACGAUCUAAACUGUGUCAUUCUAACAAAUAUAUACCAUUUGUGCUCUUGCUUUUCGAAUACGUGCACCUUUGUCGUUCGAAAUGCGCACGUGAGGCUGGAUAUCCAGCACAGGCAACACGAAGGCUGCGGGCGUGAACAACAAUUAAACCGAUCAACUAUUGCACCAACUCACCUUUAGAACUAGAGCGCUGUAAUAAUCAUAGAUAUCGAAGGUCUUCAAGCACGAUGUCCCAAGAAAGACGUAGACUCUUUGGCUCCAAGAUAUCUUCUAUCUUCUCAUCAAGUGAUACACAUCACCAUUCCAAAGGGAGUGAGCAAAGUCUUUCGCAUACUCUGCCUUUAGGAACAAAGGUUGUGGGGACAGUUUCUGAUUCAUCUGACUGGAAGUCAAUUCACCACCCACAGCCUACUGGAACUUUGACUCCGGAAAAAGAUGUGCGGUCUCAAAUAGUAGAUGCUUCUCGCAGUUCAAGAGACAAAACUACAGACAACAGGAAUCCACCGCAAGUGCGUCGAACAAAUUCAUCAUCAUAUAUUCAAUCUUCAGACGGUGGUACCUCGAGCAGCCAAAACCAUAUCAAACAAACUGAUCACGAUUUGUCUGAGGUUUGGGCAAACAAAUCGCCCCGUGCGAAGUUAAUCAGAAAACCACCUCCAUCUAAUUCACAAUAUCAAAUACCUUCGAAGAAAUCAGGGGCGUCCAAUUUGGAAGCUGAAUCAAAAUCAACACAUCAAUUGAACGAUGUCAUAAAUACUAUUGAGAAAGAGAUCAUUCGUAUGAGGGCUGAACCAGAUGAACUGUCCAAUGGUUCUCAUAGCAGUCACCCGAAGUUAUCGGCUGUACAAUCUUCGGAUAAAACUCGCCCGUUAAAAAUUUCUAAUUCUUCUAAAGGCCACAAUACAUAUUUCUCGGUUCCUGAGGUAGCAGCUGUUGACCUUGUGAAUUCUCAAGAUGUCAAUGAGGGCAUCUUAAUAUCAUCUGAUGUGGCCUCAUUCGCACUGUAUGACCAACUUGGUAAAAAUCAACCGCAUAAUCAAAAAGUUGGUUCAACACCACAUGAAAUAAGCAAAAGAAGAGAUGUUAACUACCAAUUAUAUGCUAACAUGCAAUUUCAAUUUUCUUCCCCUUCAGUGGUCCAAGAAGACGAUCGCCAAUCAACACGCGCUACAAAUACAGUUGCAAUGAAAAGGGGGUUGGAUGACCCAAACAAAUAUUUCUCCCAAACAAUUCUGAGCCCAGAAAGUGCCUAUUCGAGCACAGAGGAUGUGAGGUACAAAGACUUAUCCCCCGGAAUAUCUUCAUCUAAUCAAAGUUUAUACUCUAAGGAGCGGAGAAACAGUGACCAGUCUCUACGGAGAAGUUUUCGCUCUAUUAAAAUUGACAGAAAUUUGAAUGAUGCAAUUGAUAGUUCAACUUUGACUAAACAUUCCAAAAAUGGUUUCGAGCCUAAAUUUGAAAAUUCCGGACAAUACGAUGACAGAAUUUGCGACUUCCACGGUGGGGCCAAAAAUUCAAGGACCACUGCAGCCGACAUAUCUCCGCAUCCCUCAAAAAACUUCGUGGUCAAUUCUGAUCAGAGAUUCACUUCCGAUUUGGAUUCAAGCAAUGGUGCAGGAUCUGAAUUUGCCGGUGAUUGGGACGACGUCGUCGGGCAGUCAAAUCAAAAAGCAUUCGAAGAUUCAAGCCACAUUUUCAAAGACCAAACAUCACAAAAUCUGUGUCUGCAUUCGAAAACCGGAAGUUUGACAGAAAAUAUGAAUCAACUGGUGCUGCAGGCUCAUCAUAUGAGGACCCACACCAGAAUGCUGUCUGUAAGCUCGGUAAAUAGCGCGGGAUUCAAUCGUCAUGUCAGCUUGGCCACACUCAAAAUGACUUUUAGUCUCCGCCCGGGUGAGGGGGAAAAGUCUAGCUACGUCGAUGCAAUAAGAAGGAAUGCUGGUACAUCAUUUAAUGAAGCGGGACCGGGUAAAUGGAAGCUACCAACCGGUAUUUUGCCUGUUAAUAAGCGUGAGUUGCUACAGCAGAACAGCAAGAAAUUCAACAGCACUGCCAGUGGCACGGGAUACAAAAGCAAGAAGUCUAGUGGUGUGGAGCUCAAACACGGUCACUUGCAGCCAAGACUAUUAGCUGCUGAGGUAGAUGACGGUGACAGCAACAACCGGUUUGGAGCUCUUGGGCGCUCAAGCACACUACAAAACAAAGCACUAACUCCUAUUACCUCAAAAUCGUCAUUACCACCUUCUGGGUUGGGUGGAAUUUCCAGAGGGAACUCGCUCGAGCGAGCUGACACAUUCACGUCAACUUCUACAGCAAAUGACUUACAGAGCUCACUCAGUAAGAUAUCUAGCACACGCCGUGGUAGCGAUUUGUCUUCUGCUGAUUCCAUCGGCAGUAUUACCAAUGAUCGAGAUAUGGAUAUUUACUACCAACACCAGGGGUUCAAACUUGAGGAUGACGAGGAUUUCCUAGAAAAUGAAGAUUUAAGUUGCGGCGUUGAAGAUCAGAUGACUCAAAACAAUUACACAAGCGAUGACGAAAAACCUCGACUAUUCCUCGCGAACCCAGAUUCAGACUAAAUCGUUGUAUCCACAAAUUGAUACUUUCUCUGAGCGUUGUGGACAGAAACAAUGUAAAAUGAUAUGUAUAUACAUGCGAGAUAUCCUGUAUCAGUAAUCGUGUAACAUGCUCUUGAAACUACUGCAAAUAAAUUCCUAGCACGAGCAAGAGAUCGCCUGACAACCCUAUUAUUGGGGUAGAUAAUGAUCGUUUCAUGUCCUGCAUUUGGUCCAUGUCACAUGACCCAAUUUCCUCCACGGUGUUAACCUCGCCAAAAAAACAAAGAA